Bipolaris sorokiniana ND90Pr is the source of this 1410-nucleotide messenger RNA. RefSeq lists its product as uncharacterized. Lineage: Eukaryota; Fungi; Ascomycota; Dothideomycetes; Pleosporales; Pleosporaceae. The transcript has a single exon. Gene Ontology annotation, biological process: response to salt stress; response to hydrogen peroxide; protein complex oligomerization. The coding region runs from base 271 to 1257 and encodes 328 amino acids. The record is from RefSeq and is a predicted model, not a curated record.
GACAAACAUGGAUGGAUAAGCAACCUCGCGAACUAUCUACAACAUUCUGGUAUAGUCGCUUGAAUGGAAAUCCUGAGAUCUUACUCACAUCCGUAUUGCGUUAUGAUGUCUAUAAAAGUGUGGAGUGCGGCUCCUCUACAGCUCAUCAUCAAUUCAAAAGACCAGCAUCUCUAGAUCUAGCAUCUACAAUCACCAUAGCAUCCAAUCAUCAGCCUUUCCACUACCAUAUCUGAACCAACAAAUUUAUCUUUUAAGUCAAUCCUACCAGAAAUGGCGUUCGUACUUACACCAACCUUUGCGCCGGCCUACCAGACGCAUCAGUACAGCCCUCUCGGCUUCUGCAGUCCAGCAGCACGAUCACCAUAUGCCUGCCGAGUUGCCCGUCCCCAACCUCGCCGCCCACAAUACUCGCCAUACGGCAAUUUCUUCAGUCAAGUCAAUGACCUAUUGAGCGAGAUUGACCGCGAAGCACAACGCCAGGCACAGCUCGAGGCUCAUCGCGAGGCACAACGUGAGGCCCACCGCCAAAGGCAACUCCAACGAAAGCGCGCACUUCGCGCCAAGUUCGAUGUCAAGCCCAUUGAGCAAGGCUGGUCGGUAGAGGGAGACAUCCAGGGCUUUGGUCCAGAAAACAUCUCCAUCGAAGUUACCGACGAACACACCCUGAAGAUCGCCGGAAACACCCACUGGCAACUGGAAAAGGCACAGUCCAAGCCAGCACUACCUCAGAUCGAAGACAAGGCUGAACCCGCAUCUGCGCCUGCCAUUGAGCAACCCGCCGAACAGACUUCUGAGGUGUCACAUGCCGAGGAGGUCGACACCACCUCGGAAGCUGAGAGCACAACAGCUGGCGUCGCAACACCAGAUAGUGACACCCAAUCCCACAAGUCCUACCAAGCUACCGUCGAAGACGACUUUGAAGACCUCGGCGAUGAAUUCUCAUCUUUGUCCCGUCCCUCAACUCCUGUCGAACCAAAGGAGCCAAAGGGCAAAGAGAAGGCCGUCGAAGAGCCUACUUCUACUGAAACCGCAGUAGUCACUCAACCACAACCCGAGGCACCAGUUCUUGCGCCACAAUCUCAACCCGAACAACAACUCGAACAAGAAGAGCGCAUCCACGGAUCUUUCACUCGCUCUUUCAGAUUCCCCACUCGCAUCGAUGUGGCGAAGGUGAGCGCAAGUUUCAAGGACGGAGUGUUGAGAGUACAGGUGCCUAGGGUGCAAGCACCAACUGUUAGGAGAAUUGCUAUUCUAUAGCGAUAUGGCUAGUAUGAAGAUUUCAUCAGUAUUUGCAUCUGAAUAUUGGAGCAUAUGCAUGGAGCUGAGAUUUAAAGGUUAUGCAAUGAUUCGAGAUUUAAUGCUGGGUUUAUUAUAUAGUUAGCAGUCGAAUGAACUAAAUCAUAUUCUGCU